Molecule: messenger RNA, 1487 nt
Organism: Cyclopterus lumpus (lumpfish)
Lineage: Eukaryota; Metazoa; Chordata; Actinopteri; Perciformes; Cyclopteridae
Gene: fkbpl
Product: FKBP prolyl isomerase like
Exons: 4
Coding region: 179-1273 (364 amino acids)
Molecular function (GO): peptidyl-prolyl cis-trans isomerase activity; protein binding
Source: RefSeq, a predicted model, not a curated record
CGUUACACACGAAGAAGAAGAAGAAGAAGAAGAGGAGGAAGAAGAAGAAGAAGAAAGAAGAAGAAGAAGAAGAAAGAAAAAAAAAGUAUCUCGCGUCUAUUUAUAUUGGGACCAUCUGAGUGUCUGAUAGAGGGGAUUAUGUAUACUUCGUGUCAGAAUUGUGUAUGAAUUUUAUAACAUGGAGAUGGAUCCUGGUCACCCGUUUGAAACCUCUUGGGUGUCUGCGUGUCCCAGAGGCCUCUGGAAAGUCCAGCGAAAGCAGACACACAAAGAGAGUCCACAGACUGUUUCUCAUUCUGGAGAUGGUGCAUCAUGUUCAUCCAGUUACUGUCCAAGGUUGGGUUCACUGUGUCAAGUCCGAGUGCGGCUCAAAGCUGGCCCGGAUGAAGCGGAGAGUUCAGGACCUGAAAAGGGACUCGGGGGGCAGUCAGUCCAACCUGACCAACGGGUCACAGAGACGGACGCCACAGCCUUCCCAAGAUCCCGGAACUCUGUGCUGCAGGUGCCACUGGGUGACUGGACAACAUUGAGGCUGGGAGAGGGUCAGUGCGAUAUCACAGAAACAUGUGUGGAGGGGAUGAGAGCUGGAGAGAAGUGUGAGAUCCUGAUUUCUCCUGUGGGAAAUGGACCAGCUGUCUCUGUCCCCCAUCCUGUUGAAGAAAACAUGCCUUUAUGUGUAACAGUUGAACUCAAAGCUUUCACACCAGGCAAGGAAUCCUGGGAGAUGUCUCCUGUCGAAAAGUGUCAGUGGGUGAAGUCACACAAAGAGACGGGCGGAGUGAGAUUCAGGAGCGGCGAUGUUUGGGGAGCAGCAGACCGCUACAGCCGGGCCCUCAAACUCCUCAUUACUCUCCAUGGCCAUGUUAAAGAGGUGGAGAAGAAAGGACAAGAGCAGGAGUCAGAGGAGCAGAGAGACACAAACACUGGUUAUCAAUUACAUCAACUUCCGACAGCUAAUGAAUUCAAAACCAUUAAAGCAGAGCUCCACUCUAACAUGUCCUUGUGCCAGCUCAAACUGAACCAACCGCGGAGGGCCAAGGUCAGUGCGACUAAAGCUACUCAUCUGGAACCGGGUGGGGCUAAAGCCUGGUACCGGAUGGGCCAAGCCUGCCAGAUGUUGAAUGAGCUGGAGGAGGCCAGACAGGCAUUUAGGAAACUGUUGGAGCUACAGCCAGAAUCACCUGCUGCUCUGAAGGCACUUAAAGACAUAGCAAGUAGAGAGAAAGAGAUAAAUGCACAGUUGGGGCUUAGACUCAGCAAAAUGUUCAGCUGAUAAUUAAAUAUGUUCCAUUUAUUAUCAGAUGUUAUCUCUAGACUGGUAAGUUUCUUCUCAUGAUUCACCAUUUCUUUAAAGCAUAUGUAAAGCAACUACAUCAGCUCAAAAGUAAAGCUAUUAAUCUGAAUGCACAUUUUUCUCCCAACACAUUGCUUCUUGUGUGUGAGAUGCCUGAAUGCCACUUAAAAGUAAAAAACAUGUCAAAAACAAA